This is a messenger RNA of Corvus hawaiiensis (hawaiian crow), 765 nucleotides long. RefSeq lists its product as uncharacterized. Lineage: Eukaryota; Metazoa; Chordata; Aves; Passeriformes; Corvidae. The transcript has 4 exons. The record is from RefSeq and is a predicted model, not a curated record. Bases 148 to 750 code for a protein of 200 amino acids.
GAAGAGGAGGAGCAGGAAGAGGAAAAGCAGCAGGGGAAGCGCGGGGUCGGCGGCCGCUGUGUCCGCCGCGGCGCCGGGAGCAUCCCGCAGUCCCCCCGGCCCCGCCCCGGGCAGGAGGUCACGGAAGCUGUUCCCGUCGUGUUGCCGAUGCAGUGGAAGCCGACGGUUCGUGCCGCACGUUCACCCCCAUGGCGAAGGUCUCGGUGGCGAACAGCACCUGGGGCAGCGAAGCCCAAAAGGCGCCGGGACCCCCCUGAGAAGAAGGAGCGGAGGGAGAAGGGCCGGAGUGAAGAGGAGAAGCAGGCGGAAUUAGGAAGAGGAGGAGCAGGAAGAGGAGAAAGCAGCAGGGGAAGCGCGGGGUCGGCGGCCGCUGUGUCCGCCGCGGCGCCGGGAGCAUCCCGCAGUUUCCCGCCUUUUUCCCUCCCGUUUUCGCCUCUUUCCCACCCCACUGGCACAUGGAGGACACGGCACCAUGGCCCCGAACGCUGCCCCACAGUCCCCCCGGCCCCGCCCCGGGCAGGAGGUCACGGAAGCUGUUCCCGUCGUGUUGCCGAUGCAGUGGAAGCCGACGGUUCGUGCCGGCACGUUCACCCCCAUGGCGAAGGUCUCGGUGGCGAACAGCACCUGGGGCAGGUAUGGGGCAGGUUUGGGGCAGUCUGGGUGCGGAUUGGGCUGGUUUUUUGGGCAGCUUUGGGUCAGUUUAGAGCAGUUUUGGGUGAGGUUUGGGGCAGGCUUUUGGGGCAGGUUUAGGUGAGGUUUGGGGAC